Molecule: messenger RNA, 1398 nt
Organism: Juglans regia (Persian walnut)
Lineage: Eukaryota; Viridiplantae; Streptophyta; Magnoliopsida; Fagales; Juglandaceae
Exons: 2
Coding region: 1-1398 (465 amino acids)
Source: RefSeq, a predicted model, not a curated record
AUGAUUAACGAAACUGACCUUCAUAAGGCCUUGUCAAGGGAGUCGUGCGAUAUAGAAGGUGUUCCAUACCGUCCUUUUGCUUGGUCUCCUGAGAUUGAUGAAGAUCUGGAACCGCCGUUUGUUCCUGCUUGGGUGUUUUUACCGGGCCUUCCUCCCAACUUUUACCACUCUUCUGUACUCGAGAUGCUUACGGCACCGAUAGGGAGAUAUAUCCGUCGCGAUAAUCCCACGACGUGUGCCACUCGCACAGAUAGGGCUCGGGUCUGCUUAGAGAUUGAUGCCUCAAAGGAGCAAAUCUCUCAUUUUUGGAUUGGUAUUCCGGGGAUGCCAAGAAGCCGUAGGCAGGAGAUCAUAUAUGAGACUUUGCCGGCUUACUGUUUGAAGUGUCGCUGCCAAGGCCAUAAUCAAAAGACUUGUCGAUAUGGAAGAGACCCGAAACCUAAGGAAAAAGGAGGAAAGAUUUGGGUGAAGAAAUCUGAACAAUUAAAGGCUAAGGGGGAGAACAUUGAUAGUGCCUGUCUGAAUGCAGUUUUUGUGACUAAUUCUACAGCAGAGAAAACUUUAGUUCCGGUUGAUGGCGUGGUGAUAUCUGAUCAAGGAGAACUUAGUAAAGAAGACCCACGGUUUGUCGAGCAGAUGCAAGAGGUCUCGGAGGAGCAUUUGAUGAUGGUUGUUCCUGACUUGGUUGAUGAGAAUAUGGCUGCCAAUACUCACGAGGUUAUCCAGAAAGCUGUGAAUGAUGUUGAAUUUCCGUUGGAUAAUUUUGCCGAUGAAGAUGAUGCGGGUCAAGGCACUGUGGGUAUGCCGAAGUCUGGUUUGUGUGAGGACGCUUUUGGCAUGGGGUCUCGUUUUGAGGUCCUUUAUGAAGGUAAACAGCCUAGCACCGUGGCGCUUGUUGAAUAUGGGCCCAGCUUUCCUUUGGAACGAAUUAUAGUUGAGGAGCUUAAUGAAGAAGUUGAUGAAGAAUUGGCCCAUGAUGGGUGUAUACAUGCCCAGUACGGCUGUGACCCAGUUUGUGCGGAUGAUGAACGUGAGAAAAAUUGCAUUGAUGGCUUUGUUUGCUCUGAUUCUGAUUCAGACGGGGUCUUUGAACAUCUAUCUAAGGAAAAUCUUGUGGUCUCAGACUCGGAUAUUCAGUCAGAAAUGACUCUGAGCGUAGAGGUGGUAGGCCUAGGUUGGCACUGGCGAUGGAGGAGUUUAAUGGUUGGGUGGGCGCUUGUGGGCUCCUUGAUAUGCCUUUCCGUGGAAAUUCUUUAUCUUGGUGUAAUGGUCAUUCUGGAAGCUCCAGCCAUUGGGCGCGUCUUGAUCGUUGUUUUUUUAAUACUGCGGCUCUUGAUACUUUUCCUGAUGCUACUGUGGAAUACUUGGCUCGUACCUCUUCGGAUCAUGCGCCGAUGA